Molecule: messenger RNA, 1308 nt
Organism: Diaporthe amygdali
Lineage: Eukaryota; Fungi; Ascomycota; Sordariomycetes; Diaporthales; Diaporthaceae
Product: mino acid transporter
Exons: 4
Coding region: 1-1308 (435 amino acids)
Biological process (GO): amino acid transmembrane transport
Cellular component (GO): vacuolar membrane
Molecular function (GO): amino acid transmembrane transporter activity
Source: RefSeq, a predicted model, not a curated record
AUGCUCGACCAGUACAGGAAGAAGGGCGACCAGCCCGACACGUAUCAGGAGUAUGGAUACUCAACGGAAACCCCGCCUUUGGGGCAAUAUGCUCCCUCAGACGACGUCUUUGGAAACGAGGAGGGCGCACAGAUUCACUACCGCACCUUGAGCUGGCCCCUCGUCGCCGUGUUAAUGAUAGCAGAGAUCGUGUCCAAUGGCAUGCUCUCCCUUCCAUCAAGCCUCGCCGUCGUCGGAAUCGUGCCGGGGGUGAUCGUGAUCGUAUUCCUAGGCGUCUUCGCAACAUUCACGAGCUGGCUCCUAAUCCAGUUCAAGCUGCGCCAUCCGCAAGUCCACUCCAUGGGCGACGCAGGCAUGAUCCUCUUCGGCCCAGUGGGCCGCGAGGUCCUCGCCGGGGGGACCAUCAUCUUCGCCGUGUUCGCGACGGGGUCGCAGCUCAUCGCGGGCCAGACGGCGCUGGCCUCGCUGUCGGACAACCGGCUGUGCCUGAUGCUCUAUACGGGCAUCUUCGCCAUCCCGACGCUGGUCUUCUCCCUGCCCCGGACCCUAGACCGCCUGUCAUGGCUCAGCAUCCCCGCCGUCUUAUCCAUCCUGAUCGCCGGCAUUGUCGGGAUGAUCGGAGCAGGGCUGCACCCCGUGGAAGGGAGGACAGUCGAUAUCACAAGGUCGUCUGGCUUCGUGACCGCUUUUGUGUCUAUCACGAACCCCGUCUUCGCGUACGCAGGGCAUUUCAUGUUCUUCAUCCUGGUCUCCGAGAUGAAAGACCCCCGCGGCGCCAUGAAGGCCGCCUACACGCUGCAGGGUUUCGCAACCGGUUUCUACGUCGUCUUUUCCGUGGUCACCUACUACUACAUCGGGUCCGAGGUGGCCAGCCCGUCCUUUUCGUCGCUGCCGACAGUCUGGGCGAAGGCCGCUUAUGGAAUCGCCAUACCGAAUUUCCUGAUCGCUGGUUCGUUGUAUUCACACACUGCGGCCAAGCUGGUGUUCGUCAGGAUGUUCAGGCGCUCUAGACAUCUGCACCAGCACUCGGUGCUCGGGUGGGCGUGGUGGGUGGUUCUAAUCCUGCUGGCCAACGGCGCAGCGUUCGUGCUCGCGGUCGGCGUGCCCAUAUUCAACUACCUCAUCGGCAUCGCGGCGAGCUUGUUUGCCUCGUGGUACACAUAUGGCAUCGCUGGGUUCUUCUGGCUCUAUGAUGCUUACCACCUUGGACUGGGGCUGUUCAUCUGCGUAGCCGGAUUGUACGUCACAAUCGAUGGCAUUGUUGUGGCCUAUCGGGAUGGGACCGUUUCCGCUCCCUUUAGCUGUUAG